This is a messenger RNA of Benincasa hispida (wax gourd), 1525 nucleotides long. RefSeq names its product patatin-like protein 2. The record is from RefSeq and is a predicted model, not a curated record. Gene Ontology annotation, biological process: lipid metabolic process. Lineage: Eukaryota; Viridiplantae; Streptophyta; Magnoliopsida; Cucurbitales; Cucurbitaceae. Gene Ontology annotation, molecular function: monoacylglycerol lipase activity; glycerophospholipase activity.
AAAGACCCCUUUGGAGACACAAAAUCCCAAACAACUCCAAUUGCAAAAGCUAACAUAUUAGUAUCUUUUUCUCUUCCUCUUAGAAACCCAUCCUUCCAAUUUCAAAAUGAACAUGGCAGCUGAUUUUGUGAAGGGAAAGAGGAUAACAAUUUUGAGUAUAGAUGGGGGAGGUAUUAGAGGCAUUAUUCCCGGAACUAUUCUAGCUUUUCUCGAGUCUAAGCUUCAGGAAUUGGAUGGACCAGAUGCGAGAAUAGUAGAUUACUUUGAUGUAAUUGCUGGUACAAGUACAGGUGGUUUGGUUACUUCCAUGCUUACAGCUCCUGACAAGAACAAUCGACCUUUGUAUGCGGCAAAAGAUCUAACCCGCUUCUACAUAGAACAUGCACCAAAAAUCUUUCCUCAAAGAAAUUAUUUUUUAAGUUCAGUGGUGAAUUUGUUUGGAAAAGUUAUGGGCCCCAAGUACGACGGCAAAUACUUGAGAUCAUUAAUAAAAGAAUUACUUGGAGACAUAACACUUAAGCAAACACUAACGCAAGUCAUUAUUCCUGCAUUCGACAUUAAGCUUCUACAACCUGUGAUUUUCAGUACGAUCGAUGCUAAAUGGGAUGAGUUAAAGAAUCCAAAAUUGGAUGAUGUUUGUAUCAGUACCUCUGCAGCACCAACAUUCUUACCUGGUCACGAAUUUCAAACUAAGGACUCCAAUGGAAAUACCCGUAACUUUGAUAUGGUUGACGGUGGAGUUGCCGCAAAUAAUCCAACAUUAGCUGCAAUGACUCAUGUAACAAAAGAGAUGAGCAUCUUGAGACAAAGAAGUGAACUUUUGAAAAUAAAACCCAUGGAAACAAAAAGGAUGUUGAUCCUUUCUUUAGGGACUGGUGCACCUAAAAAUGAUGAGAAGUAUAGCGCAGCUACAGCUUCCAAAUGGGGUAUACUUAGUUGGAUUUACCAUGGUGGAGCAACACCUAUUGUUGAUAUUUUCAGUGAUGCAAGUGCUGAUAUGGUGGACUAUCAUAUUGCUAGCAUCUUCCAAUCUGAUCACCAUCAUAAGAAUUAUCUUCGUAUUCAGGAUGACACAUUGAGUGGUGAUGUAUCGUCGGUGGAUAUUGCAACCAAACAAAAUUUAUUAAAGCUAGUUGAAGUGGGAGAGAAUUUGCUGAAGAAACCAUUGUCAAGGGUAAAUUUGGAAUCUGGAAAGUUUGAGCCACUUGAUGGCCAAGGAACCAAUGCAAAAGCUCUUACUGAAUUUGCUCAAAUGUUGUCAGAAGAGAGAAAAUUACGAUUGAACCAAUCCACUUCAUGAUUUUAUGCUUCUGUAUUUUCAUUUUCAAUUUUUCGUCUAUUCAUCUGUUUAAGCAUUCCAUAUUUGGUCCAAUAAAUUGUAAAAGUAUUUCAAAAAUACUUUCAUACUAUUAUAUCCUUUUCAUAUUAGACUAUUUAAAAAGUAUUUGUAUAAAAAAAUGUACACCAUCCUUUUGGUGGCUCAAUUGUAAGAAUUCCAUAAUUAAGUGUACUUGGUUUUGGUUAA